Molecule: messenger RNA, 2111 nt
Organism: Colossoma macropomum (tambaqui)
Lineage: Eukaryota; Metazoa; Chordata; Actinopteri; Characiformes; Serrasalmidae
Product: protein FAM111A-like
Exons: 3
Coding region: 55-1878 (607 amino acids)
Biological process (GO): proteolysis
Molecular function (GO): serine-type peptidase activity
Source: RefSeq, a predicted model, not a curated record
ACGGCAGACAAGAGGCCGAAGCAGGACAUCAGGGAUUUUUUUAAAACCCAGAAGAUGAUGAAGGUAGAAGAAGAUCAGUGCCAAGGAAAGGACACCAUGCGGCCGAAAACUGAGAACAGCAGACAUGCAUUCAGAUUCCGCUAUCAGUUUAAAAAAUAUGAAGUGACCUGUGAUGCGUCUAUGACCGUGCUGGAGGCGCUUCUCUCAAACAAAAACUUUAAAGGCAUUUAUAAAACGAAUAAGGGAAAGGAGACGGUCAUCCAGAGAGAGAAAGUGCCGAGAGGUGCUGUCCCCACAGAUUUCCCCUGCUGCCUGAUCGAUGAUGAUGAGCUUCUGGACAUAAAAUUCAUCAAAUCUAGUGGAAACAGCUGUUCAGAGAAUAAACCAGUCCUCCGUUCACUGAUGAACAGCACUGAGAACUUCAUUGUGUUUAACAUCAAAACAAGAGGCGGCCGCACUGUGAAAAGGCUGAUGAAGAACCAGGAACUGAAGCAGGUGGUGGAUGAUGUUUGCAUGUUUGCAUUAAAAGGAGAAAAAGUGAAGGAGGCUCUUCGGCGUGACGGGCGAUUUAGCAGGGUGAUUUUUCGCAAACACUGUGGACUCUCUGAGCUGGGGUCUGAGAUCAUCACUGAUAUGUCCAACACUGUUGACCGUCUGGAUGGAAAGCAUUUCAAAGUGAUUGUUAUUGACAAGCAGCCAGCCGGCCAGGAGUCCAGCCAGGAGUCCAGUCAGGAGUUUGAUAUGAUGAAGAAUGAAUCUGGUGAAAAUAUCCCCAGUUCUCCCACACCUGGCAAUCUCAGCCAGGACUCUGCUAACCCUCAACAGCAGAACCGUCAGCCCACCGAGAAAGAAGACAAGAAAACAUAUCCGAAAAGAAUCCAGGUCAAGGAAAUCCCAAACACAGAGGAGAUCCUGAAUCUUCUGCGGGGUCAGUUUGAAGGUUUGCAGAAGCAGCUGAAGGAGCGAGAGAGUCUCACUAAGCCUGCUGAGGUGCAGAAGUUCUUCAGAGAAGAGUUUGAUAAAAGUGCUCAGAGCUUCUCGGAGGUGAAGAGAGUGAGACAGCUGACGAAGAUUUCUGACUCUGUCUGUCAGAUCCGUGUAGAUGAUUCUGCAUGUGGAACCGGAUUUCUGCUGUUUGACAGGUUCAUACUCACUAACGCACAUGUUAUUGGAGACUUUGACCCGUUCUCACGCAGGCUGCACCGCCCCAUCACUGCUGUGUUCGACUAUGAGGAUUUGGACACAGCGAACAAACUGCCGGUGAAGGAGAACCUUGUUGCCUACUUUUACGGUAAGGAUGAAAAGGGGGAACAUCUGGACUUCACUCUGCUGGAACUGAGUGAUGAUGCAGAGCUUCCUAGUUGUCCGGAAUUGCUUAGCAGGUACAGUCCUCCUCCCACUAGAGGUGGGAUCUGCAUAAUUGGACACCCUGGGGGUGGAGUCAAGAGAAUGGACCCCUGUUUCAUCAUUGAAAAAGACGAAGCUCUAAAUGCAGCAGACGAGCACCUGGCUGAGAACAGCCACUUCUUUCACGUCAUAACACAGCAGUGUUUGGCAGAGAAAUGGGAAUACCAUUAUUCCCAGAUCAGUUAUGAUUCCUGUUUCUUCCAUGGAUCCUCCGGCUCACCGGUCUUUAAUGAUCACUGCGAGCUGAUUGGUAUCCACACUGGUGGCUACGUUUACAAAGGAAAAGGAGACAAAACCAGGAGUGUGAUGGAAUACGCUUUUCCCAUGUUCCCCAUCCUGGUGUGCAUCGUCAGACAGUGCAGGCAGAACGGCAGAUCUGAUAUUGUUCAGUACUUUGAGGAUCAAAACAACAUGAAACAUGUGCUUCAGGUGGCGAAUGAGCAGAAUCAGGGAAAUCAGCAGGUUAGUUAAGGAGCGAUGAUCAGAUUAUAACUGCCCAACACCUUCAAGAUCAUUCUAACUGCUCCAGUCAGGAAUUUUAUCACCUCUUUCAUUGGGUACUAUCAAGUAUAUGACGAAGUACACCAGCACAGACUGCCAGGGCUUCUCCUUUUGUCCUUUAACUUAAGUGCCUUUGGUUGUUGAAAGCAGAAGAUGUAUUUGUGAGACAUGUGAUCACAUAAAUAUGUUCAUGCUUGUGUGUA